AAAACAUCAAAUUUCAACCAACAUCUCAACAAGGUGUUUCUUUCGACAAGAAUGAUCUUAAACCAAUAAUUACUGUUCAUUUUGACAAACCUGCUCCAGUUCAGUCAGUCACUCUUCCACGUGAUAAAACACCCAAUGGAAAUGUUGAACAAUUUGAAGUCACAUUCUAUUCACCUGACGGAAACAAAAUCAACGACAUACCAAUAUUAAGUAAUUCAAGUCCAAAAGAAGAUAAGUCGAAGCCAGCUGAACUCAAUUCAACACAAAUACCAUCAAAUACACCUGUAUCACGUAUAGAAAUCACCAUUAUUCACACUACUGAUGAUGAAUCACCGAAAGGUGUUGUUUUGGAUAUUAAAGCUUGUACGGAAGUCACAACAGGUUAG
Molecule: messenger RNA, 386 nt
Organism: Adineta ricciae
Lineage: Eukaryota; Metazoa; Rotifera; Eurotatoria; Adinetida; Adinetidae
Source: the annotation of a GenBank genome assembly